Paramecium pentaurelia is the source of this 827-nucleotide messenger RNA. The record is from the annotation of a GenBank genome assembly. Lineage: Eukaryota; Ciliophora; Oligohymenophorea; Peniculida; Parameciidae.
AAUGAAUCCAAAUACACCUUUCAACGAAAGAUUUGCUAAAAUAUCUGAAAAACUAAAUUCAAUACAAUUAUAACAUGACUCUUCUAAAGCACAUAGAAUAGACACUAUUUGUGGAAGAAUUAAUGGUGUAGAAGAGAGAAUUUAAGACACAAUAACAUCUUACAAUAGAAAACUUGUAUGGAUUUGAUACUAUUUAAAUAUAGCACUCAUUAAAAGAUGAAAUAGUUCGUCUUUAGAAACAAAUAGAGGAAGAAAAUAAUGCCUUUGAAACUUAGUUUGAACAAAGAGUAAGAGAAGUUGCUGCCUUUGAAAGUAGAAUAACAACUAAACUUGAAUAAGAGAUUGCUUUAAGAAAAGAUGGUAACCUUAAAUUGUAGGGUUAUCUUGAUGAAAAAGUAAAAAAAUUAAUUAAAUAAUUAGGUUGUAUAUCUGAAAUCUGACAUACAAACUGAAGGAAAGAUAAGAUAAGAAUAAGUUGAAAAUAUUACAACCUCAUUGGAAAAUGAUUUACCAAAAUUAUAUGAUAUGGUUAAAUCAGAAGGAUAAGAUAGAGAAGAUAAUGAUAAUGGUACAUUGAGAAGAGCAGGAGAUGAAAUUAAACGAUUGAAUGAAGGUUUAGGAAAUUAAAAGAAAUUAAGGUAUUAAUAAAAUAAAUUAUAAAAGAGAAGAAUCUGAAGCAGCUAUAUUUGAAAUGCUUAAAGAUUUGGUUUCUAGAGUUAAGAGUGAAAUAGAAGAAGAAAAAAAAUUAAGAGAAGAAUCUUAAGAAUCUCUAUUAGGAUUGUUAGAGGAUGCUUGUAAUAAAAUUUACAGAGCAGCUAAAGACUGAA